Brassica rapa (field mustard) is the source of this 1446-nucleotide messenger RNA. RefSeq lists its product as uncharacterized. NCBI's taxonomy places the organism in Eukaryota, Viridiplantae, Streptophyta, Magnoliopsida, Brassicales, Brassicaceae. The record is from RefSeq and is a predicted model, not a curated record.
CUCCCUCUCUCUCUCUCCAUCUCGAGCUCUCUUCAUCUCGGGCUCUCUCUCCGUCACGAGCUGUCUCCAUCUCAGGCUCUCUGGCUCUCUCUCCGUCACGAUCUGUCUCCAUCUCGGGCUGUCUCUCUUCUCCGAAGAAAACCCAUCUCCGAUCUCAUCUCGAAGCUCUCUUCUCCGAGCUCAUCUCAUCUCCAAGCUCUCUCUUCUCCUUUUCUCGUUGAGGCUCUCUCAUCUCAGGCUUGCUCAGACCUAGUGGAAAAGACUCAGAUCUUCUCAAGCUCACUCUCUCAAGCUCAGACCCUCUCAAACUCACUCUCUACCGCUGUUCCUCUCACUUCUUAAGAUGUCGACGUCAAAAGAUAAUUGGAAACCUGAGGAAACUAGGUAUUUUUUCCAACUCUACGCGGAAGAGAGAAGAAAAGGAAAUAAGGUUGGUCAGCAAAUGAAUAAAGUAGGAAAAAAUAACAUCAUGGAUGCAUUUGAGCUGAGGUUUAAGAAGGGAUUUUCCGAUUGGAAGAGAGACUACAAGAACAAGUACGACAGCAGCAGAAAAAAAUACAUCAGGAUUAAGAUGCUGACUCAGAACAGGACAGGGCUUGGGUAUGAUGACAUGGGAAGGAUCGACAUGUCAGAUGAUUGGUGGAAAGAGCGCGAAAGGGAGUGUCCAGGAAUUAGAAAAGCCUUCUGCAAAGAAAUUGAUAACAUGGAUAUGUUUGAAGCAGAAUUUGGUGGUGUAGUAGUUACUGGAGCAGAAGGUUGGAGUGCUCAACAUGGAGAAGCAAGCUUGAAUUCGAGAGUUGGUGGAGAUAUUGCUGAGGAUGAAGCUGAUUCUCAGCCAGCAGCGGAGACAGAAACCCAGGGCCAAGCUCCUCGCCAAACUCAACCAGCGGCUCAGACUCAUUCUGGAGGUUCAAGAGCAAAACGAAGGCGUAAGGAGAAAGAUGUGGCUGUGGAGGCUUGUGAAAAAAGGACUGCUGCUCUUGAAGUGAAGAAUAUGCUAGCAAAACAAUUGAUGGAGCGUGAACAACCAUUCAGUGUUGAGACCGUAUUGGAGAUGUUGUAUGCUCUCCCUGAAGUGAGAGAGUGGUCGCCUUUAUAUGAAGCAUCGAUUGAGCUUCUGAUAGAUAGUGAAGGGAGCCGAAGGGGAUUCAUAACGAUGAAGACAGAUGAAGCGAAGACUAAGUUUCUGGAGCUUAGGACCAAGAUAAAACGUGAUGAGUGACUAGUUAGUGAAUUGGAACUAGUAGAUUCACUAGUUUAUGUUGAGUAGGAACUUAAGUUUGGUACUGCUUUAUGUUAUGAAACUUAAGUAGUGGAUUCCUUUCAUCACGCUGAGCAGAAACUUUGGUACUUUUUUAUGUUGUGUCUUGUCUUUUUUUUUGUUAAUAACAGGAUCAACUUUAUUGCUGUGUAAUAACAAUGUUGUGUCUUGUCUUUUUUUGUUAA